This is a messenger RNA of Gordionus sp. m RMFG-2023, 1980 nucleotides long. RefSeq lists its product as uncharacterized. The record is from RefSeq and is a predicted model, not a curated record. Lineage: Eukaryota; Metazoa; Nematomorpha; Gordioida; Chordodea; Parachordodidae. Gene Ontology annotation, molecular function: protein binding. Bases 1 to 1980 code for a protein of 659 amino acids. The transcript has 3 exons.
AUGCCAGAAAUCGAUAUCCAUCUCGAUGAUGAGCAUAUUGAUAUUCUGAUGGAUAAUCAUGACGAUCCUACAGAAUUCGCUGACAUUGACGAUCAGAGUACAACUUACUACUCGUGCCGAUCUAAUAAUAAAGACAAAAAAUAUUCCAUUGAAUGCAAAGACGUAGUUCAGAUUUCGGAAGUCAACGAAGCCUUCAACAAUUUGUACAAAAAAAUGAUUGAUUCGACCAAUUUAGCCCACACUGAAUCUCCCAAUUACUCAACCAACUACAAACAAUCUAUCCCUGGCAUACAUUUCAGUAUUCAUUCUUCCACCUUUUUUCAAGUGAACAAUAUUAAAAUAUUACCGGAAUUUAGGUCUAAAGAAUUCGUAGAUGCGCUGCCAGUAAAGAUGAGUGUAACCGUAUUAAACCUCGCCCACAACGCAUUCUCAAAUCUGCCCAAGACGUUUUUCAAAUUUUAUCUUGAAAUCUAUAAAUUAGAUUUGAGUUACAAUAAUUUUAAGUCAAUAUCAAAUACAAGGAUAUCUUCGUUAAAAAGUCUAACAACCAUAAAUCUAGGGCAUAACCUUUUAGCUGAAGUGAACUUAACUGAUUUUAACAAAUUUUUCAAAUUGAAGUAUCUUUAUCUCGGUAAUAACCCUUUAAAAACAUUUAACCAUUUUGAUAAAUCAAACUUACCUGCUUUAGAAACCUUUGACGUAUCGCAUUGUAAUUUAACGUACGAGCCUCUGAACCACACCAAAAUUUUCCCGAGCCAAUUAAAAAAUUUUAACAUAAAUAAUAAUCCUGUGCUUUGGUUUCCUAUCCCAUUUAUUAACAGCGUCAUAUCUAUUCGAGUGAAUCUGUCGAUCGAAAACUGCAGCAUCGUUUGCAGCUGCCAAAAUAGUAUACUUUUAUUCUACUUAUCGUCACUAUUGGAAGAAACAAAAAAUCCUGAAGAUAAAAUGAUAUUUUAUCGACCUAUGUGCACCUGGCCAUCGGGGAUGAACAAAUCUGCCCUACAGUGGUACAUGGAUAGGAACAAAACUUGCGAAAUUAAAUGCCCCGUGAAAAUGCCAUGCGAUUGCAUGGAAAACACUUUAAAUAUCAUAUCGUGCGUGUAUUCAUCUUAUAAAGUCAUCCAAGAUAUUAUAUGCGAAGCCGCCGAUGCAUUAAAUGUGAAUGACAUCGAGAUGCGACUUGUUUAUAUAACAUUCGACAACGGCUAUAUACCCUAUGAUUUCCUUACGAAUAUUAAGUUUACUAUUCUCCACAUUAUAUCUUCCGGUAUCACAGAGUUAAGAGACAAAUUUCUGGGCUCUACUCGCAAAGAAAUUACAUUAUUAUCCCUAGUAGGCAAUCUUAUCACAAGAUUGAAUGAGUUUACAUUCAUGGACGGGGGGGAAAUUAUAUUGUUAUCGUUGAAGUCUAACAAAAUUUCACAAAUACAUCCGGGUUCUUUGGGUAGAAGAUAUUUAGAAAAAUUGCAAGUUCUGGAUUUAUCUGACAAUGAAAUCACCUAUCUUCCUUCAAUAGAUUUCAGUGUAAGACUAUCGAACCUCAGUUUAGCCCAUAAUCCAUUGAAAACGAUAGACUAUAAAUUUGAACCGAUAUCUAUAGUACAACUAAGUAACUCGAAUUUAAGAUGCGGUUGCUCUAUAUAUUCCCUAUCGAUAGUUAUAUCAAAGGGAACAGUACUCCUAAAUCCUGAUGGUAAAGAAAAUGUGUGCUCUUACAACACCGAUAAUAAUGAUCUAAAGAAUUCUUCAAAAAAAUCAAUCACCAAAAAUCUUCCCAAUAAAGCGAUUAAGAGUUUAAUCAACGAUAAAUUUUUAUCCGAUAACUGUUCAGACCAAAUAAAUAUAGUAAGCUUUUUUGUCGAAAAAUUAGCUUCUUUUAGUCAAGUUAAACGGUCCGGCUUUCUCGGUUCAGGCUGCAGUUUGAUGUUUGUUGGUUCAGAAGUUCGAUUUUUGCAGUCGGUCUUUGAUUUGGACCAAUAA